This is a messenger RNA of Lucilia sericata (common green bottle fly), 1647 nucleotides long. RefSeq names its product splicing factor U2AF 50 kDa subunit. The transcript has 6 exons. Gene Ontology annotation, cellular component: nuclear speck; nucleus; U2-type prespliceosome. Lineage: Eukaryota; Metazoa; Arthropoda; Insecta; Diptera; Calliphoridae. Gene Ontology annotation, biological process: mRNA processing. The record is from RefSeq and is a predicted model, not a curated record. The coding region runs from base 178 to 1467 and encodes 429 amino acids. Gene Ontology annotation, molecular function: poly-pyrimidine tract binding; pre-mRNA 3'-splice site binding.
CAUUCAAGGAAGUGUAUAACAUUUUUAAAAUUUAUUAAAAAUUAGUGAAAAACUUGUUUAAAAUUGCAAAAAUUUUAUAAAUACUUUAAAUAAAAGUAGCUGGCUUACUUUGAAUAUUAAAUAAAGUAGAAAAUUAAGAAAAACACUUACAAAACUGUGUUUUAAACAUCAUUCGUAAUGGGUUAUGACGAACGACGCCGCCACCGUACCAGAUCUCGUUCACGAUCUCGCUCUCCCCACUCACGGGAACAUCACCAUCGCAGCCAUGGAAAAUCAAGAGAUCGUGAUCGUUCGCGAGAACGUCACUAUCAUAAAUCAUCAUAUCGCCGCAAACCUUCCCUCUAUUGGGAUGUACCACCACCCGGUUUCGAACACAUCACACCCAUGCAAUAUAAAGCUAUGCAAGCUUCUGGACAAAUACCGGCUAGUGUUAUACCCGAUAUACCACAAGCUGCUGUACCAGUAGUUGGAUCCACCAUCACUCGCCAGGCUAGACGUUUAUAUGUUGGCAAUAUACCCUUUGGUGUGACCGAAGAUGAAAUGAUGGAUUUCUUUAAUCAACAAAUGCAUUUGGUGGGUCUAGCACAGGCGGACGGUAAUCCCGUAUUGGCAUGUCAAAUAAAUUUGGAUAAAAAUUUCGCCUUUUUGGAGUUUCGUUCAAUCGAUGAGACCACUCAGGCUAUGGCUUUCGAUGGCAUAAACUUUAAAGGGCAAAGUUUGAAAAUACGUCGGCCUCAUGAUUAUCAACCAAUGCCUGGUAUGAAUGAUACACCAAGUGUUAAGCCGGCAGUUGUAUCUCCAAGUGUUAUAUCAACUGUUGUGCCGGAUUCUCCGCAUAAAAUAUUCAUUGGUGGUUUACCCAACUAUUUAAAUGAUGAUCAGGUUAAGGAGCUUUUGUUAUCAUUUGGCCAACUAAGAGCCUUUAAUCUGGUCAAGGACACUGCCACUGGUCUAAGUAAAGGUUAUGCUUUCUGUGAAUAUGUUGAUUUAAGCAUAACGGAUCAGGCUAUAGCUGGUCUUAAUGGCAUGCAAUUGGGUGAUAAAAAGUUAAUAGUACAAAGAGCCAGUGUGGGUGCUAAGAAUGCACAAAACAAUGCCACAGCAGCAGCUCCUGUAACAAUACAGGUUCCUGGCUUAUCCACUGUCAUAACAACCGGUCCACCUACCGAAGUUUUAUGUCUCCUCAAUAUGGUCACUGCUGAUGAGUUACGUGACGAAGAGGAAUACGAAGAAAUUCUUGAAGACAUUAAAGAGGAAUGCAAUAAAUAUGGUGUGGUACGCAGUGUCGAAAUACCACGACCCAUUGAUGAUGUUGAUGUCCCCGGAUUGGGCAAAGUAUUUGUGGAAUUCAAUUCGGUUAUCGAUUGUCAAAAGGCUCAACAGGCCUUAACGGGUCGCAAAUUUAGUGAGCGUGUCGUAGUCACUUCCUACUAUGAUCCGGAUAAAUAUCAUAGACGUGAAUUUUAAGCAAAUCGUAAACAUGCCGUAAUUUUUAAACUGUUAACAAUUUUAUCUCUAAAUUUAUAUUAAAAUUUGUAUAAAUUAUAUUUACAAAAUACCAGAAAAGAAAAAAGUACACAUAUUUUUAAUAAUACUUUGAAAAACUCAUAGUCAUUGCUAAUAAACUGUUUUUAAUUUUAAAAUCUC